Molecule: messenger RNA, 255 nt
Organism: Penicillium manginii
Lineage: Eukaryota; Fungi; Ascomycota; Eurotiomycetes; Eurotiales; Aspergillaceae
Exons: 1
Coding region: 1-255 (84 amino acids)
Source: RefSeq, a predicted model, not a curated record
AUGGCACGGACAUGGCGCGACAUGCAGGUCGUUGAUCCGGGGAAGAAAAGUGUAGCCGAAGCAGCAAUUGGAGAAAAACCGGGGAAGGAGAAGAGCGGAGAUAACUUUCUGGCCAAUCGGAAUGGGCAUUUAACAUUUCCGGCAGCUAGUCGGCCGUUAGUCGGCGAUAUGCAGAAGCAUUUCGGACCCUUGGCGGAAAUAUGGAGCGGGGCUAUGAGCAACAUCCGAGCAGACGCCGGGAAUGAGAUGAUAUAA